AUGCGUCAAGUCGGAUCUGCUCUAUGGCCGAGGCUUAGAGCUGUACAGGUCUACGGAGCCAAUACUGGCGUAGGCAAGACAGUGGUUAGUACGUUGCUCUGCAAAGCUCUAAGGAAGAGAUUGCCAGACUAUAACGUACACUACUUGAAACCAAUCUCGACUGGACCGCUCGACGAACAGGACCACAGGCACAUAACGCGAUACUCUCAGGACAUAACAUCCAAAACACUACUUCAAUUUGACGACCCUGUCAGCCCUCAUAUUGCCGCCAGGAUAUCCAAGGAGCCCGUCGACGACCAGAGCAUCUUGACUCGUGUUUACGAUGAAUUGCUCAACUAUGCUACCGGGAAGGAUGCUGUAGCAGUUGUUGAGACUGCAGGUGGUGUACUCUCUCCAGCACCUUCUGGUAACGUGCAAGCAGAUCUCUACCGACCUUUGAGACUACCCGCAUUGCUUGUGGGCGACCAUCGCCUAGGUGGAAUUGGCUCUACCAUCUCAUCUUGGGAGUCACUCCAUGUCCGUGGAUACGAUGUGAACUCUGUUCUGCUCUUCGAGGAAUCGAGAUACGACAACUACACCUAUCUCAGAGAUUACUUCGAGAAGAAAGGCAUCUUGACUCUUUCUUUGCCACCACCUCCCGAGGUCAAAUCUACUCAAGCAGAGGACGAGGAAUCUAUGAAACAAUAUUAUGACUCAGCAAGCAGCUCAUUCAGCCUGGAACAGUGCAUUGACAAUAUGAUCAGUACACAUAACCAAAGACUGUCUAGUUUGCAGUCGCUGCCUAAGAGAGCCGAUACCAGCAUCUGGCAUCCUUUCAUGCAGCACACCGAAAGAUCAGAGCAGAACAUCCUCGCUAUCGACUCAGCCUACGGUGACUAUUUCCAAACUCACAACUCUUCCGGUUCUGGUUCGAAAGAGGGCAAUCAACUCAAGCCUGCUUUUGAUGGUUCAGCAUCAUGGUGGACACAGGGUCUGGGCCAUGGAAAUCCUGAACUGGCACUUACUGCUGCACAUGCCGCUGGUCGUUACGGUCACGUAAUGUUUGCCGGUGCUGCACACGAACCUGCCGUGUCACUCUCAGAGACGCUACUCAAGAACAUUGGCAACCCGCGCCUGUCAAAAGUCUUCUUUAGCGACAAUGGAAGCACUGGUAUGGAGGUUGGUGUCAAGAUGGCACUCAAGGCAGCUAGUAAGCGCUAUGGUUGGUCUCCGGAUGAUGAGAUCUUGAUCCUCGGUCUCAAGGGCAGUUAUCAUGGUGACACCAUCGGCACUAUGGACUUGUCGGAGCCAUCGACAUACAACAAAAAAGUUGAAUGGUACUCUGGCCGUGGCCAUUGGUUUGACUUCCCACUCGUCAAGAUGCGAGACGGCAAGUGGGUUGUCGAGCCUCCUGCAGGUAUGGAGGAAGAGUUUGGCCCUGUUCGCUCCUUCUCCAGCCUGGACGAAAUCUUUGCACUCUCUGAUAGAAAGGCCGAUGCAGAGCGUUACGAGUCUUACAUCAAGACUUCUCUCGAAGCUUUGACUGCAGAAGGCAAGAAGUUCGGCGCUCUUAUCAUGGAGCCAGUCAUCCUAGGUGCUGGUGGCAUGCUCUUCAGCGAUCCUCUCUUCCAGCACAUGUUGGUCAAGGUUGCACGUGAGCAGUGUCCGGAGCUCUACGGUAAACCCGAAGCUACAUCGGAGUCAGCGCUGGAAUGGAAGGGCAUUCCUGUUGUCUUUGACGAGGUCUUCACUGGCCUGUAUCGUCUCGGCCGUUUCAGCAGUUCGACAUUUGUCGAUGUUCAGCCCGACAUUUCUGUGCACGCCAAGCUGCUUACUGGCGGCUUGCUGCCCCUGUGUACCACUCUCGCCAGUGAGAGCAUUUUCGAGGCUUUCUUGAGUCCUGAGAAGUCGGACGCUUUGCUUCAUGGCCACAGCUACACCGCUCAUGCCGUGGGCUGCGAUAUAGCCAGAUACUCCCUCAAGACCAUGCAGGAGAUGGAUGAAGGCGCUGCCUGGACUAACUUCAAGGCCGCCUGGAAACAAGAGGACGAUGCCAAGCCGAGUCUCUGGAGCAUGUGGUCGCAAGACUUUGUGCGUGACCUCUCGCUCAGAUCCAAUGUUGAGAGCGUGUUUGCUCUUGGCUCUGUGCUGGCAAUCUCGCUCAAGGAUCCUGCUGGUUCUGGGUACACCUCGACAGCCGCAACUGGUUUGAGGGACACCCUCCUUCAUGACUCGUCGUCUGAGAACGCCAUCCACUCGCGCGUCUUGGGCAAUGUCUUGUAUUUGAUGGCCAGCAUGACCACCUCGCCGGACACCAUUGCAAGCAUUCAGAGAAAGGUGCAGACUGCAAUGAAUUGA
Molecule: messenger RNA, 2337 nt
Organism: Aureobasidium melanogenum CBS 110374
Lineage: Eukaryota; Fungi; Ascomycota; Dothideomycetes; Dothideales; Saccotheciaceae
Product: PLP-dependent transferase
Exons: 2
Coding region: 1-2337 (778 amino acids)
Biological process (GO): biotin biosynthetic process
Cellular component (GO): mitochondrion
Molecular function (GO): pyridoxal phosphate binding; ATP binding; dethiobiotin synthase activity
Source: RefSeq, a predicted model, not a curated record